Messenger RNA from Parathielavia appendiculata, 885 nucleotides. RefSeq lists its product as uncharacterized. NCBI's taxonomy places the organism in Eukaryota, Fungi, Ascomycota, Sordariomycetes, Sordariales, Chaetomiaceae. The record is from RefSeq and is a predicted model, not a curated record. The coding region runs from base 1 to 885 and encodes 294 amino acids. The transcript has a single exon.
AUGGCAGCAGCACAAAGCAGUGAAAGCACCUCCCCGAACACCGACACAGCCUCCUCGCCGCCGACAUCAGCAAGCAGUCCCUCUUCCUCCGCCUCCCCAACCCACGGCACCCAAACCAGAGUCUCCACCACCGGAGGCGGCCUCCCUCCCCUCCCAACCGGCACCUCCCCGCCCGACGUGCUCCUCCGCGUGCCGGAGCUGCACGUAGGCCGAAUCGAGCUGGACGUAGACGAUCUCCGCGCUGACCUCAACCUCAACGCCGAGAUCGCGAGCCUCGUCUCCCUCAACGUGGGUGUGCAGGUCGGCAUCCAAAAAGUCAACAUCACCAUCGCCGACGUCGACGCCAAGCUCGACCUGGUGGUACGCCUGGGCAACCUGGCCAAGAUGGUCAACCGCACGUUGACCUCGCUUGACCUCAAUCCGCUGCUGAUUAACGUUUUGAAUGAGGUGGGCGAUGUGGUGGAUGCUGUGGUCGGGGUCGUGGAUGGGCUGUUGGGGAGUAUCGUGCGGGGGGAUACCAAGUUGAAUUUCUUGAUUGAUAAUCUGGGGAAUAUUGUACAGGAGGUGGUGGAGGGCGCUGGAGAGACCGUGAGCACCAUUGUGGGGAACUACGAGAAGAAUAUGACUUACACGGGCGUCUCGAAGCAGCUGGGGAAUGGGCUGACGCAGAAGACGUAUCGGUAUGACCCGCUGGGGAGUCUGGUGAACAUCAUCUUCAAUACGCUGGGCCAAGUGGUGCAGGCGGUCGUGGUGGGGAAGGACAAUUCGGGAGGAGGAGGUGGUGGGAGUACUAGUAGUACUACCUCUGUGGUGUCGACUGCUACGUCGAGUGAUUCGGCAACCGCGGGUACUUGGGCACCGACGGGGACAACAACGGCUGCGUAA